Colletotrichum scovillei is the source of this 4373-nucleotide messenger RNA. Its product is annotated as mucin-1. The transcript has 4 exons. Lineage: Eukaryota; Fungi; Ascomycota; Sordariomycetes; Glomerellales; Glomerellaceae. Gene Ontology annotation, cellular component: cytoplasm. The coding region runs from base 1976 to 3790 and encodes 604 amino acids. The record is from RefSeq and is a predicted model, not a curated record.
AUUCUUUCCCAUUCUCAUCGUUUGUGCCUUCUUUCCCCAAACGACGAAAAGGAAAGAAGAACCAGAGUCGACUAAUACUAAUAAAUCAUCGCUCUUGCCUGCCCCUCCUCAGCUCACCCACCUCACCUUCCUCAGCUUAAAGAUACCUACCUACCUUGGCCGUGGCUUCCUCGUUUCCUCCUACCCGAUUAUUCAUUCCUUCCCGUUCAAAAGCUGCGGACGGAUACACAAAUAUCUUGCCUGAGGUGCACCUGCCCUGCUCAACGACUCGUGGAGUGCCUCCUGCCUCCUGCUCUUUCACACCAAGCCUCAGAACUUAAGCCUCGCGCCUUCCUUCCUUUGUUCUUUCCUUCAACGGGACCUCCUUCCUCUUCCGCCUCACAGCUUCUCCCCCUCUUCAACGAGUGGACCAUUGGCCUUACCUGCCUCACGGGACUUUCCACUGCCUCGCACCCGUCCCUCGUUUUUUUUCCUCUUUCGCCAACACACUCUCGAGCUGAACGAACUCUCAAGCAGCAUCUCUCGUCUCUCGCUCCAACUUCUCGUCCGUUCUCGCAUCCAUCUACCUUCAUCUCGACUCACCAUCUCAUCCGACUUCGCAUCUCAUAUUCAGAGACCACCCGCAUUCUCUAAGCAUCCGAACACGACUAGGAACAGUGUCACCAUCACCUCCCUAUUCAGCCAAAACUACACUACCUUCUGUUUUCUGUCGUCAUCUCUCGCUUCGCAGAGACACGGGCAUCCCUAUCAAGGCAUCAAAGCGACCCAGAAGUUGGGUCAACCCGGGUCCGUGUUGCAGGCACACACCGAGCCCAUGUCACACGGCAAUACCAGCUAGCGACUGUACGAGCUGUCAAACAUCAUCACUGAUCUAGACACUGUCCCCGGAUCGUUUUUGGGGUAUCGCGAUCGCACGGAUUGAAAUACCGAGCAUCGACUUAUUAACUCGUCAAACCGCUCUCUUGUGAGAGAGACAACGUUGUUCCGUACCUCUGACAAGGACGUGGACUGAGCAAGAAAAGGAAACAAAAAAGCCAGACCCAGGCCAAAAGAGAAGGUGAGCUUGCAUUUCCCUUUCUGGCCCACUCUUCAGACAGCUGCUUGGCUCGGUUGUCGCGCGUUCGUCCAGUCGUCGGCAUCAUCCAGCCUUUUGGUCGAGUGCCCGCCCAAUCCUGUCCAAAGUCUCCAAACCCAAGCAGCCAAACCCCUUCAUCCUCGCAAGUCGUGGAUGGUGCGUGGACCCCAGAUCCACCACUCUACCACCCAAAAAUUCCUAGCCACCAAGCCAAACUACUCGCUUCCCGGCAGACCAGCAAUCUCCCCCUGAAUUGGAUGAUUUGGACCCAAUCCAUUAUCCGAUAAUCAAUUCGUCCCCCCAAACCAAUUCAUCCCCUCAGAGCCCAAGGGAUGCUUUUUUCUAGCUGACGUCGGAUCAAAGCAGGAGAAAAGGACACCGCGCUGCACUACAAGCCAAACCAGACGCGCAUUGCCGACUAUAAUCGAGGAUCUUUGAUAUUACAACUCACCCCUAUUUUCUUCUUUUCAACCCACGCACCCACCCACCUACGACUCCGGAUCCCGACCACCCAUCUGCCUUCGGACGUACUGCAGAUUGCUUGCCCGCACGCUGCCACACACACCACGCGCACCGCACCGCCCAGUGACCUGCCGAGGAACCGUCGGGUGGCUCCUCCAAAAACCCGUUCCCCCCGUUAUUGUUUGUCCCUGCAGAGAGGCAUGACGCUAGGAACGGCCAUUUGACAGCCAAAGAAAAUCAAGCUUGCUAGCAACGCUCGCUGCUCUCUCCUCAAUCGGUCGGACAGCUCCCCUUUUUCUGGCGGAAGAAAAGGCCGAUCCCUUGACUUUCAAUACGACGCGCCCGUCCAUCAUCAUUAUCCAUAUUCCCAUCUGGUCAUCCCUCCCGUCGCGGGUACCACACCAUCCCACACGGUAAACCUCACAAACUACAGCCAAAAUGUCAAAGGCACAAUCAGCACAGCCAGGUAAGCCAAGAAUCAAACACUCUGAUAUGGAUGUAGGGGAUGGAUAUGCGCCGGCAUGUCCUAUCCUGCCCAACCUUCAUCCCUCUUCCCACCCACCCCUUUCAAUGCCUGCCACCAUCUUCCCGGAUUUCUCCCCCUUUGACUUUUGCCCUGUCCAACGGGAAGAGAGCCGCCCUUUCUCACGGAUUGCACUGCCGCCCAAGCAAACGCAAGCACCGCGCCCGCUCCACCCAGUUGUUGAACCUGCUGUGUCAUGCCAUCAACCUAGCAAAUCUGCUGGCGCUGGCUUGACGCUUAAUCUCUCAUCCAACAACCCCUUUCGCAACCGCGCUGCCUCCCCACUACUCUCCGGCACUACGAAUACCACCUCUCCCGCCUCGCCUUUUGACGACCCUCCCCGACCUGUCUCGCGCAACCCAUUCCUCGAUCCAUCAUACUCGAGUAGUCAACCGAACUUGAUCGGAGCAGGCACCAUGUCGACAUCACUGGACAACAAGGCAUCGCCUACCGCUGAGGAGCUGUUUGAUGGUCUCACCAUUAACGAUCAGAAGCAACCUCGACCCCCGACGAAUCGCCCGCCCGGAGUGCCAGGACGCGAGAAUGUGCCGCCCGGAGCCCGUCGCGGUCCUCCGCCACCCGGACACCGUCCAUCGAGAUCUCAGGAGGAGGCGAUGAGACAGCGACGCCUUCAGGGCAGUGGUGGUCCUCCCCGACCUGGUGGAGCUCCUGGAUCGCCCCAACGCCGACCUCAGGAACGCCGACCACGCAGGAACUCUGAGUCGUCCGUACUGAUUGAUAUCGAGAAGUCUCCGACCGACGAAGAGAGAAAGGCAAAGGAAGCCAGACGUCGGGAGAGAGAACGCCGCGCCCGGGAAGGAAAGGAUAAGGACCCCAAGAAGCCCAGUCGCAGAAUCGAUAUCAUCGACCAACUGGAUGCCACCAGCAUCUACGGCACCGGAUUGUUCCAUCACGACGGUCCUUUCGAUGCAGCCAACCCCCACCGUAACCGCAAGGGCAGCCGCCGUGCACCGAUGCAAGCCUUUGCCAAGGACUCCCUCAACAUGUCCCUUGGCGGCUCCGGUCCCCUCAACAAGCGCCCGGACCAUGCUGUGUUCAUGGGCCACAACGACGGCGAGGCAUCGGCAGACUUUGCAACUGCUGCCAGACUUGAGCGCAAGGAUGAUCCCGCUGUCUUUGACCCUCGAGCUCGCGGUUCGAUCGUUUACGGAGAGGAAUCCAUGGGACUCGGUGCCUCGACCUUCCUGGAGGGUACUCCUGCUGCCCGAGCUGCCAUCCAGAAGACUCAGGCUGAGCAAGCCCAGCAGUCGACCUCCGAGGGCCUUGGCCGCAGCAAGUCCAUCGCCCAACGCAUUCGUGGAAUGAAGAGGGAGCCCCGCGAGUAUGGUCCUUCUGGUCGAAUCACCAACCCGGAGGGAGCAUACACCUCCCGUCGAUCGCCCGAUGCCAAUGGACCCGCCAGCAGCAUUUCGUACACUGGCGAGCGUAACCCCUUCUUUUCCGAGUAUGGAAAGGAGCCCGAGACAAUCUCUGUCAAGCGAGCCGACAACGGUACCCGUUCGCCUGGUGUACCUCCCCCAGUGCCCCGUCGAGGCUCUGCUAAUGGCCUCGAGCGUCGUGCCACAGCUGACGUGAUGUCACCGACUGAGGACGGACCCAGCAAGCCUUCUGGAGGCUUCAUGGCCAGAGUCAAGAGUCUGAAGGGUGGACGCAGACGCCAGGCUUCUGAUGCCAUGGCACCGCCUCCUGCACCUGGCACUGCCGCCUAGUGGUUUCGCAGAACUUAGGAAGCAGGAUACGAGAGCAUCGAGCCAAAACAAAGGACACAACAAGACGAAUGCGAAGGCAUACGGCAAAGAAAGUCCUUGCCAUUCAUCAAACGCCUCACUUCAAGGCGAUCAGUUUCAAAAAAGAGAAAGGGUGCAGUCGAUGCACCCCUUGAACGAACGACGUGAAGUUGUUUGAACCAUCUGGUUACAAUGCAAACACAUUGGGCUACGGAUCCGAUAAUAUCGAAUUCUGGAUCAUUUGUGGAGGGAGUCAAUACGGUUGGGAUCUCGAAUUGGGUUGGGUGGCUCUUGGAGAAGCCAUCAGGACGAGAACUACGAUUGUCAGGGCGGAGCGGUCGCACAUAUGCGUCUGGAUUUUCACACCACCCGACAAGUGAUACCUUUCUCGUGAAUAAUCAUAUUUCUUUGGGAGGAAACGAGCCUCCUUUUCUGCCUCUUUUGCUACAAAUAUUCCAGGGCCGGCAGAGGCACUUUACACAAAGGGAAGGCAUAGAGCAGGCAAUCCAACAGUCCGUCGGCAGAUUGUUAUGAAUUAGCUUUAUUGAAAAUAGAGAACAUUGAG